AUGAUUAAAGUGGACAAUGUCGAGAAGUGGCCAAAGCUUACAAAUGUUAACGAUUAUGCUGUCUGGAAGGAGGAGUUUGAAUUGGUUGUGAAGAGCGAAGAUACCAGAAUGUGGUAUUGUAUUAUAGAUGGAUACAUUGCUCCUACACGUCGUGUUGAAGGAAGGACAAAAGUGAUUUCUUAUGACAAGAUGGAUGAAUCUGAAAAACUGAUGGUCGUCAUGCCACCCAGAUUCCUUCGCGGUAGAGGCAAAGGACCCGUGUCAGGUCAUGAUCACGAGGCCGGGCCGUCGCAUCGACGUACUCCAUCCAUCACUAUGAGCACAAGCCCGCAAGAGCCAUGGAGACUCUAUAUUGAACCCGGAAGGCGAUCUGUAUCCCUUAGCUCCUCUCCUUCGUACCAACACUCUUUUGGGCCCCAUUCAGAAAACGAGCCCAACAACCAGCCGCCAGCUUUCAUACCUUUACAGAGAUCCAACUCUCAUCACUCUUUUGGCGACCCAACACCCGUUUUCCAAAGCCGAUUUAACCCGGCUAACCUUCUACCAGAACCCGUGGGUUUUAACCCACUUGGACCAGGAGACCACUUUUUAGGGGAAAACGACAUGGACGAGGAUACCGACCCCGUGGAACCUGCAUCAGGAACGCCAAAUCAUCCCAUUGAAAUCUCAGAUGGGUCAUCAUUCCAUGGAUCGCCAUAUAGCGGACCGGACAGUUUUAUGGAGAAGUUCAACCAAUAUGAUUGGUACUUCACCCCGUCUGAACACUCGCAUCAUCAGAAGCAUCAGGAUCCUUCAGUUGGUCAACAAUUUGUGGCAGUCACGCCACUGCCUCCUCAGCCAGUGGAACAGCAGCCGCCUCCGGAGCCACCAAGGCGAAGAAGGUCGAACGCACGGAUGUCCGUGCGAGGUGGAGUUCGAAUUAGUACUCCACAGCCAUCAAGUGGCAGUCAUUACCCGCCACUUCAGGAAGAAGAGGACCCACAUAUGGCGGCAUACAACCCAUUCGAGCAGCCGGCGCACACCCACUACAACUACAACUACAGCUAUGUGGAGGUAGAUCCGUAUCAGGUAGCUCGGGAUUACAAUGCCCUUCACCCUGAAGGACCAUACGGAGGGCCAUGGACUACUGGUUACCCGACUUAUGGGUACCAGCAUCAGCCACCUCCUCCACCGGUGUAUCAGCCGCCACAGCCGCAGAUUCAGCAGGAAGUUCUUGAGAGGCUGAACCAAGUUGAACAAGAGGUUCGUGAAGACCGCAGAGAGCGGCAAGGUUUCUUCAAAGGGCUGUCGGACUUGCUUAAGGGGAAGUCGAAGAGGAGGGGUCAUUAA
Helianthus annuus (common sunflower) is the source of this 1329-nucleotide messenger RNA. RefSeq names its product extensin-like. The record is from RefSeq and is a predicted model, not a curated record. The coding region runs from base 1 to 1329 and encodes 442 amino acids. Lineage: Eukaryota; Viridiplantae; Streptophyta; Magnoliopsida; Asterales; Asteraceae. The transcript has 3 exons.